Molecule: messenger RNA, 1150 nt
Organism: Zingiber officinale
Lineage: Eukaryota; Viridiplantae; Streptophyta; Magnoliopsida; Zingiberales; Zingiberaceae
Product: lon protease 2-like
Exons: 1
Coding region: 95-958 (287 amino acids)
Source: RefSeq, a predicted model, not a curated record
UCGCUGGUUCUCUCAAACCCCCCUGCCAAUCAAAAUUUACGGAGACUUCUUUCGAUCCCUAUCUUCCUCCCUCUCCGUCUUCCUCUCCGCCUCGAUGGCGCUCCUCCCUCAUCAUUUCCCCUCAGUCACCCUCCACCGCCACUGCUACCAUCCCCAGCCUCCCUCCCCCAAUCUCAAUCCUCUCAAAAAUUCCUCCUUUCUUCCAUCCAAAUCGACUUUAUCUAAUUCGAAGCUGUUUCGCCAAGUCAAAACCCAAACUUUUGCCGUCCGCUGCUCCUCCUCGUCCUCUGACCACCCAGUCUCUAGUGACCUCGUGGAGCUGCCUCUAUUUCCCCUUCCUCUCGUCCUCUUCCCUGGUGCCGUCCUUCCACUCCAGAUCUUCGAGUUCCGCUACCGCAUCAUGAUGCACACCCUGCUUCAGACUGACCUCCGAUUCGGUGUCAUAUUCUCCGACGGUGGUUCCGUUUCUGAUGUUGGCUGUGUAGGUGAAAUCGUCAAGCACGAGCGUCUCGUAGACGACCGGUUCUUCCUCAUUUGCAAGGGCCAGGAGCGCUUCCGCGUUUCCCGCGUCCUCCGCUCGAAACCCUACCUUGUUGCCGAGGUUGCCUGGCUCGAGGACCGACCACCACCGCGUCCAUCUGAGGGUGAGGACCUCGAGGUCCUUGCCUCUGAGGUCGAGAACUACAUGCGCGACGUCAUCCGCAUCUCCAACCGCCUCAACGGCAAACCCGAGAAGGAGGGCACGAUGGAUCUGAGACGUAAUUUAUUCCCCACGCCCUUCUCGUUCUUUGUGGGAAGCACCUUCGAAGGAGCGCCAAGGGAGCAGCAGGCGCUGCUGGAGCUCGAGGACACCGGCGCCAGACUUCGCAGGGAGCGGGACACGCUUCGGAACACCCUCAAUUACCUAACCGCUGCCUCAGCUGUCAAGGAUGCCUUUUCACCGUCGAACUCUUCUUGACGAGCGUUAUGCUAGGACUCCGAUGGAAGAGGCGAAUAGGCAAUGAGACAAACACUUUAUAGGCAAGAUAUGUUUCUCCUUUUUUUUUCCCCUUUCCUUCCCUCUAUUCUCGCAUCCUUUAUUUACUUUCAUCUUUUGUAUAUUAUGACAUGUAACAAUGAUGAAUCCAAAUUCGGAUUAAUCUUCUUCUUU